Molecule: messenger RNA, 2170 nt
Organism: Hevea brasiliensis (rubber tree)
Lineage: Eukaryota; Viridiplantae; Streptophyta; Magnoliopsida; Malpighiales; Euphorbiaceae
Product: F-box/LRR-repeat protein 17
Exons: 11
Coding region: 16-1899 (627 amino acids)
Molecular function (GO): protein binding
Source: RefSeq, a predicted model, not a curated record
UUUUUUUCUUUGAAAAUGAAGGCGCGAAAACCUCACAAGUCUCCCGCGCCUUCCCGACUACGGACCAACCCUGAACCCUCUUUAUUCUUCCGCUCAUCGCCCUCCCGUCCUCCCUUCCAUGCGCCCUCCCUCACUUCAGCAAUGCACCACCCCAACCAGCCUCACAUCUCCCCCGCCACUCCCGGCGGCUCCCCCUCCUCAUCAUCUUUCGAUUUCAACAAGCGUGUCAAGAAACAACGAGGUAACUACAACUGUGGCCGCUGUGGUCUACCCAAAAAAGGCCACUCCUGCCACAUUCCUCCUGCCGCAACCACCACUCCAACUUCCGCCGACUCAUCUGCUUCCGUCUCCACCUCUACCUCUCGCCCCAACCCGCCGUCGCGUCAGCAGUACUCUCACCUCCGUAGAGCUCUCUCGUUUGACGAUAUUGAUUUCCGAUGCGACUCGCCGGAGUCUGAAAUGGAUGAACCGGACUUGGAUCUGUUGGUUUCUGGUUCAGGGACGUUGCCGGCAAGCUGUAUUUGGGAGGUGCUGAAGAGGCUCCCUCCAGCGGGACUAUUGGCGGCGGCCUGGGUGUGCAAGGGCUGGAGGGACACAGCAAGGCGGCUAUGGAGGGCGGCUGAGGAGCUCAGGCUGAGGGUUCCACCCAAAGCUCAGCUUGGGUUUGUUGGAUCUGUGUUGCAGAAGUGUCCCGGACUUGUUAGACUGAGUCUUAGGAUGGAGAGUGACGUGGAUGCGACAAUGUUAGCUUGCAUUGCUUUUUCUUGCCCCAACCUCGAGUGUAUGGAGAUUUCCACAUCUGAUACUGCAGUUAAUCGGAUAACUGGUGAUGAAUUGAGUCGAUUUGUUGCUGAUAAACGAUGCCUUACAAGCCUUAAGAUGGAAGGAUGUUCAAAUCUUGGAGGUUUUGUCCUCUGUUCCUCAAGUCUGUCCACACUUUGGCUUUCAGAUCUGCAUUCUUUAUCUAAGACGGUCUUUAACUGUCCCAAUUUGAAAGAGGUUUCCCUAGAUUUUUCUCGCCAGGAAAAUGAUAAUUCUGACCUUAUUUCCAUGGUUGAUGCAUUGGGAAGGAGUUGCUCUAGAUUACAAAAUAUACACAUUGCAUCAGUUCAGCUUUCUCACACUGUUGUGCUUGCUCUUACAGCCGCAAACUUAAGGGGGCUGCGAAUGCUUUCACUUGUUCUUGGAACUGAUAUCACAGACGCGUCUGUUGCUGCCAUUGCAUCGAGCUAUUCAAAAUUAGAAUUGCUUGAUCUAAGUGGGUCUAGCAUCAGCGAUAGUGGUAUUGGUAUGAUAUGCAAUGUGUUCCCUGCAACACUGUCAAGACUCCUCCUUGCUCUUUGUCCAAACAUAACUUCAAGUGGAAUUCAAUUUGCUACAGCUCAGUUGCCUCUUCUUGAACUCAUGGACUGUGGAAUGACCAUAUGUGACCCAAGUUCUCAGUGUCUAACCUCUGAUGGAAGUGGAGAUUGUGAGUUGCAGACAACAUUUCAGAACAAAUUACACCUGGUAUGCCAGAAGCUCAUUAUAAAACAUGGCCGUUUGAAGAAACUAAGCUUAUGGGGCUGUUCGGGCUUAGAUUCUUUAUAUUUAAAUUGCCCAGAACUUAAUGAUUUGAAUCUGAACUCUUGUAGAAACUUGGAUCCAGAAAGAUUACUUCUUCAGUGCCCCAGUUUAGAAAGUGUGUAUGCCUCAGGUUGUCAAAAAUUGUUGAUCAGAGCCAUUCAAAGCCAGCAGGUCAAUAAUUUUGAUGCCGCAGAAAACCAUUGCCCAAGUAAACGUCUAGCUGAUAGCUCAAAGAGGGUUCGCGUCCCGCAUUUUCUCAGUCAACAGCCACUUGAUGAUUAUAAGAAGAGAAGGAGGAUUGGAGUUAGUCCUUGCAAUGUGGUUGUAGACUAAUAAUGUGUACCAGAAAAUUUUCUUACUGUACACAGUAUUUGAUGUACCCUGUGAAUCGAUAUGUUUUAUAAUUGUUCAAAAUGGCGGUGUGGGUCAGCUGCCUUGUAGAAUUGCCUUUUCCUCAACACAGAAUUGUUUAGUUUCAAAGGGAAAACAGUAAUGUAUUGGGAGUUCUCACUGCUAUUCAUUUGUGGAAUAAAAAUCAAUGUAUCAGUGCAGUGUUCAAGCUGUUGCACCAAAAUUUGUACAAGAGCUUUGAGUUGAUCCUUCA